AUGGCAAGUUUACUGAUACAGGUGCUACAGUUUUACUGCUACAGGUUCACUGCCACAGGUUUACUGCUACAGGUGCUACAGGUUUACUGCGGCAAGUUUACUGCUCCAGGAGCUACAGUUUUACUGCUACAUGGUUACUGCUACAGGUUUACUGCGGCAGGGUUACUGCAGAAGGUAAAGCCUUUGGUAAUAAAAGUCAGCCUGGCACUUCUCUUUGUCAGCGUCGCGGUCGCAGCCUUCUGUGCGUACAGUAUCACAAAAGGGACCAACAACGACGUUGACGUCAACAACUACAUUAACGGAAUGAACUAUUCUCGUGACCAAAUAUUGGACUACAUUGGAGAAACAAACCUCAAAGUUCCAACAAGAAUAGGAAACAAGAUUGACGGCAAAAAUAACUAUAUCGUCACUACAAGGGAGAAGAAAUCUGACCAAAGUGAAGUGUAUAACAUUGGAAUAGUUUCUGCCAAUGAACACAGAACCUACCCUGGAUCCUUGCUGCUGGCCAACCAGAGACUCAUGGACAACAACCCAGAUGUCUUGGCAGCUGCUCGUGCUCCCUUGACUUACACCGUAAAUCUGCCAGGAUUGACCAGUGACGGCCACUUUACCAUUGAGCCAACCUUCGCCAACUACCAAUCAUUUAAAGAGAAGACCCUGGACACAUGGUUUGAUAAGUACUCGAAGGACCACAGCGUUGUUGCCAACUUCCAAAACGAAUACAGGUUUGCUUACAACCGGGAAUAUCUGAGAGUGAAAUUCGGUUUGGAGUUCAAAAACAGCCCAGUUGAAGCUAAUAUUGAUUUUAGUGCUAUGCAAAACCAAGAAAAACUCAUCAUGAUCCACAAGUUCAAACAAAUAUACUACACUGUUAGUGUGGCGCCUACUGAGAAGCCCUCAGAUUGUUUUGCACGAACAGUGACUGCUGCCGAACUGAAAAAUAGGACAAACAACACCGACCCUCCAGUUAUGGUGGACAGUGUCUCUUACGGCAGGACAAUCUACGUCAAAUUAGAGACAUCCACGAUUGAUAAAGAGAUCAAAGACACUCUGGCUACCAAUGGACAAUUUCUUUACGACCUUAAAACUGAAUCUGCAUCCAAAAUCAUGAGUAAGCUGAAGGACUUGACGAUGCAAGUGUUCGUCCUUGGUGGAAGCCCUGAGCAAAUUGAAUUGAUAAACGCCCGGACCUUCAGUAAUGUUAACAACGUUAUUGUAAAAUACUCAAAGUUCUCAAGAAAUAACUUGGGAUAUCCCAUCUCCUACUCGGCCAACUUCAUCAAAGACAACUCCAGAGCUGCCGUGCACAUGUCUACUGAAUACAUCGAAACCACCAACACCGUAACAACCAAGGGUAUCCUUAAGGUUGUCCACGAUGGGGCAUUCAUAAUGCAGUGGGCCAUCACUUGGAAGGAGGUGAACUACGACAAGAAUGGAAACAAGGUUUCUAAGAACGUCGAAUGGUCCAAGAACUGGAAUUCUUUGUCAGCUUAUUUCAGCGAGGAGAUUGAACUGCCCGGUAACGCUUGCGACAUCAACGUGUUCGCCAGGGAAUGUACUGGUCUAAUCUGGGAGUGGUGGCGCACAGUUAUUGACGAAAAGGGCAUACCUCUGGUGAAGGAGAGAACUUUUACAGUCUGGGGAACAACUCUUUAUCCUAGGAGUGUAAUAUCUCCUAGCGUAUAG
This is a messenger RNA of Macrosteles quadrilineatus (aster leafhopper), 1686 nucleotides long. Its product is annotated as alveolysin-like. The transcript is spliced from 2 exons. The coding region runs from base 1 to 1686 and encodes 561 amino acids. Gene Ontology annotation, molecular function: cholesterol binding. NCBI's taxonomy places the organism in Eukaryota, Metazoa, Arthropoda, Insecta, Hemiptera, Cicadellidae. The record is from RefSeq and is a predicted model, not a curated record.